Molecule: messenger RNA, 2601 nt
Organism: Eremothecium gossypii ATCC 10895
Lineage: Eukaryota; Fungi; Ascomycota; Saccharomycetes; Saccharomycetales; Saccharomycetaceae
Gene: UPC2
Product: Upc2p
Exons: 1
Coding region: 1-2601 (866 amino acids)
Biological process (GO): regulation of transcription by RNA polymerase II
Molecular function (GO): zinc ion binding; DNA-binding transcription activator activity, RNA polymerase II-specific
Source: RefSeq, marked provisional
AUGCUGAGCGUCAGAGAGCAGGUAGCGGAGAAACUACAUUUGACAUCGCGCAAGAGGAACUGUAUACUAGGCAAGAACUCUGACAUGGCGCUCGAAAUGCAAGAGAAUGCGGGGAGAAACAUGCACUCGCAGUAUUCCCCACGAGAUAGCGACAGGCCCCGGAAGCGGAUCGAGAAGGUGAUCGAGUUAAUUGAGGUCGAUGGAAAGAAGGUGAGCAAAACAGCAACUGGGAAGCGUAAAUUCCACAACAAAUCCAAGAACGGCUGUGACAACUGCAAGCGCCGACGCGUAAAAUGCGAUGAAGGUAAGCCUGGCUGCCAAAAAUGCCUUAAAAUGCGACUGAGUUGCGUGUAUACCCCGGCCAAGCCUCGGAAAAAGAAGGACAGGGACGUGGAGACUGUGAUCAAGUAUGUGACACGAGGUAAUGAUGAGAAGGAUGACGGGGACGUAGACACUGUUAUCAAGUAUGUGACUCGCGGUAAUGACGAGAAGGAUGAUAGUAGAGAUGAGCUGGGCCAGCAGGAUAAUCAGAAUGCACCGCUUGCCGCAAACCUGGCUGUUUCAGGUAGCCAGAUAGAGGGCGCUGUUCCACAGACUUCGCCGUCUGUUACGCCCGAUGCGUCGCUGUUACCGCCUCUCUUUGUUGGGCAGAACUCGCAACAGUUACAGCAGCAAUUGAUGCAACAGCCGCAUUUGCUUCCCCAGUUAAUGACAUUAUCGAAUUCAGAAAGAUUCGCCACUUUCGAACUGCCCAACAGUCCCAUACCAUUACAAGCAACCGCCAUGAACACCACUAACAGUAUUAAUUCGGUGUUUACUAAUACGAGAUUUGCUUCGAAUCUUCUGCAACAGAUAUCCCAGUCUCCAGACCAGGCAGACUUGAGCUCAUCAGUAUCAAAAAAUGGGAUAAACCUCAAGCAGUUUGGAGGCCCUUUCCCGUCAGCUGGAAUUGGAGGAGUCACGUAUGACUUCCAAGAAUUAAUUGGAAUAAAGGCGAUGACCACGAAAGAACCUGAAGUGACUUCCCAGCAACAACAGAUAAGCAACGUUGUUACGGGGAACACCUCUAUGCUCUCUAAACAACCGCUGGUUCAGUGUUCUUCGCUUGAGCAGCAGCAUUCGAGGGCUUCCGGUAGGAGCACGCAACACCAACCAAGACAAGCACAGCAGCGACACUCCGGCUCGCAACCUGACCAUCAACACCGCCACCAACAACUUCAGCAGUCACAUAUGCCCCAGCUGCAAGAUGUUCAAAUCCAACAAACUGCUGCGCAGCAGAGCCCCUCCAUACCUGUGCAAGAUUCGCUGUCUCAGCGAGGACAGUCAUCCGCGACGGCCGUUUUAUCAAGUCUUGGCAGUAAUGGCGGAUCUGCCAACAUGAUGGACAACCCAACCAUCUCGCCCAUUGUUCUUCCAAUGUCUCCGAUGUCAAAGGCAAGUGAGUCCGUCCUCGUAAACAACACAUCUUCAACAGGCGUUGGAGACGUAUCCAACUCUGCGUCACGAGCAGCAGCGGGCGCCAAGACACAGCAGAACACUUCCACACGCAGGGAUUCUAUUUCCGCAUCAGAUAACCAACUAUCCGAGGAUACUGACGGACAGAUGUGUACCUCUGAUGGCUGCGGUAUUCUAUCAUUUAGCAAGAUUAUUGAAUUCACCCAGAACAGCACGUUGAAUUUGGUUGAUCUACGGCUUUUCCACCACUAUUGUACCAAGGUAUGGCCGACGAUAAUCUCAGCAGGUAUCAGUGAACAGCAUAUCUGGUCUGAGCAUAUACCAGAACUGGCUUUCAGAUAUCCAUUUCUCAUGCAUGCUCUCCUGGCUUUUAGCGCCACCCAUCUUUCCCGGACAGAGGUCGGCCUUGAGCCAUUCGUUGCAUGCCAUCGUUUGGAAUCUCUCAAAUUGCUGCGCGAAGCAGUGCUGCAAAUAUGUGAAGAAAACACAGACGCGUUGGUCGCCAGCGCACUGAUACUAAUCAUGGACUCGCUUGCCAACGCAGCGUCUCCCAACCCCGCCAUAUCCAGCGCCGCUAUCUCCCCCUCUGCGUGGAUUUUCCACGUCAAGGGCGCCGCCACCAUACUCACGGCCGUCUGGCCGCUGACCCCGACAUCAAGGUUCUACAAUCUCAUCAAUGUUGAUCUUAGCGACCUAGGGGACAUCAUCAACAGCGACAAUGGCACGGUAAGCGAGCUCGUCUGCUUCGACAACAGCAUUUCUGAUCUUUAUCCCGUGGAGAUCGACUCUCCCUAUCUGAUAACCCUGGCCUACCUGGACAAGUUACACAAAGAGAAGGACCGUUCGGGCUUUAUACUCCGUGUAUUUGCUUUUCCAGCUCUGCUGGAUAAGACCUUCCUUGCUUUGCUGAUGACCGGCGAUCUCGGUGCCAUGCGCAUCAUGCGUAGCUAUUACAAAUUGCUGCGCGGUUACGCCACGGAAAUGAAGGAUCGCGUCUGGUUCCUAGAGGGGAUGACACAGGUGCUACCGCAAGAUGUAGACGAGUACAGUGGGGGUGGCGGCAUGCAUAUGAUGCUAGACUUCCUCGGUGGAGGCUUACCUUCGAUGACUACCACCAACUUCACCGAGUUCGUAUAUAAUGAGUAA